AAGUUUUUCGAUAAUAUUUAUUGCCUAGAAUUUGUUUUUCUUUUUCAACUUUGCAAAUUACUCGCUACAGAGGACACUAGGAUCGUUUUCGAGAAAAUACGCGGGAGUGUCAACCUGUUCCGCAUAACCUAUGGUGUUGAGUGUGAUGUGUAUAAAAUUCGUCGUUACUUUGAUUAUGUUCGAGACAGUUGUCAAAUUAAACGUGGACAACAAAUCGCACGUCUGAGAGGCUGAAUAAGGAAAACUGAUUACACUUGCUCGAUAAAUUUUAUCAGUGGUACAGUAAAAUUAUCUUUUUCGCAAAAGUUCACUUUUACGAAAUGAACGGAAUAUGAAUCGGUAUUCGCUCAUUCGCAGCUUCGCCUAAUUUCAGAUAAGAUGUUGAACUGCAAAGUAAUUAUAUUAUAAAUGUAUUGAAUGGAUAAUACUAUAAUCCGUACAUAUAAAUGCUUUGAAAAUGACUAUGAUAUUCGACUUUUUAAAGAAGAUUUUUGGAUGGGCAGAUGAAAGCUCUAGAAAGCGAAAGGUCUCUGAAAAUUGCAACUUUGGGGAAGAUUAUAUAACAUCGAAAAAAGUUAGAACCAAUUGUAAUACAUCACAUUCAAUGGAUAAUUAUAUAUAUGUGGAUGAGAGUGAUGAUGAGGAUGAUAUUAUAUUUCUGGGAGAACAAAAAUGCUCUGCAAUGAGACAGUGUGUCAAGUUAAAUGGCACUCAUAAGAAAAAAUCUUAUCAAACUCAUACAAAAAUCCCAUCUCCUACUUGCAAAUCCACUUGUUCCUCGCUACAUCAUAAUAAUUCAAUGAUGAAACAUUCACCUGCCAGUCAUAAAUACACGAUGCAAGAUACCAGUCAUGGAUGUCCCACAUUGAGCAAAACCAAUCAGUUGAAAGAGAGAUUUCAAUAUGAAAUAUUGCUGCACAACUUUCUUCCAGAUAGGAUACAUGUAGUAAAAGAUAAACGCACUCUGGAAUACUCUCCUGUGCAGAAACCUGUUGAAGUGAUCGACUUGGAUAAGGAAGUAAAUUUAAACAACAAAACUAAACUCGGUGACAUACCCGAGACAUCAUAUCGUCACAGAAGCAGCGUGUCAAAUUAUUCUAGAGUGGAUAAAGAAAAAGUUCCUUCAAAUGACAAGUCAAACAACGCAACAUGUUCGGGAGCUGACAAAUUGGUUAUAAUUGGCACUAAUGUCAGCGCAGUAAAACACUUGUCCAGACCAAAGUCGCCAAUCAAAAUGGUUGCAACUAAUUCGUUACGUGAUGAAUUAGCUGCAAAGCCCAUCAUGAGACAAGACUUUAUGGCACAGGUCGAAAAACAGUACAAUGAGCGGAUGGAACAGCGACACAGGGAGGCUGAGGAACUGAAGAAGAUGACAUGCGCCCUGUCCAACCACAAUAGAUAUGUUCGGGCAGCGGCUUUGGAAGAGCAACUAGCACGUACUAUGAAACUAUGCUUGGCUGUUCUGGAUGAUAGAGAAGAGCCAGAGGAACCGGCAUUACCGAAACUAACCGAUAGUAUGUUGCGAGACGUGAAAAACGCUCUUGUGUCUUGUCCGCCAGACGAAGUUCUUGCAGAAGGUUUUGGUCUGAGGAUCACGCGUAAGGACAUCCAUACGUUGGCCGGCCUAAAUUGGUUGAACGACGAAGUAAUAAAUUUCUACAUGAACCUGUUGAUUGCCAGAGGCACAAAUUCGGACAAAUAUCCAAAGGUACACGCGAUGAAUACAUUUUUCUAUCCGAAACUGCUAUCAGGUGGUCAUUCUUCUCUGAGGCGAUGGACCAGGAAAGUAGACAUAUUUGCGCAAGAUCUUGUGGUCGUGCCUGUCCAUCUGGACAUUCACUGGUGUAUGUCGAUAAUAGACUUUCGGGAAAAAAUGAUUGUUUAUUAUGACAGCAUGGGUAGUAGUAAUCCAAAGUGUUUGGCAGCACUAAAGCAGUAUUUGCAAGACGAGAGUCUGGACAAGAAGAAACAACCGUUCGACAUGAGUGGCUGGAGAUUGCAGUCCGCCAAAAACAUUCCACAGCAGAUGAAUGGCAGCGAUUGCGGAGUGUUCUCCUGCAUGUUCGCCGAGUACGCCUGUGCGAAUAGAAGAGUAACGUUUACGCAGGAAGAUAUGCCGUAUUUUAGGAGCAAAAUGGUUUAUGAGAUACUGAAGGGUAAACUUUUGUAAAGGAACGGUACUAUUAAUGCUUUGAUGAGGUGAAUAAUCAAUGGUGAGACAACUCAGCUUAAUUAGAUUGUCAAAUGUUUUGAUAUGAUGGUGAAUUUUGUAGAAGCGACAAGUAAUAAUACAUCAUUUGAGAGAAAGAGAGGAAGCAGAGAAGAAGUUAACAUAUUUUUUGUAAUCUAACAUGUUUUGUCAAACAUUAAAAAAAAAAUGCAAACUCUGUUAAUUAUUAUUUUUUAGAAACAUACUAUAUACUUCACAUGGAGCAAGAGAGUGAGAGAACGAGAAAGAGUCGAUGUUUAUCUUGUAUAAUAAUUCAUUAAUUCCGCUGUUUUCAAAUAAACUGUAACAAAUUAACGUAGAUAUACAUAGGACAUUUUUUUUGCUGUACAGACAGAAUAAUAAUACGUGUUUCGUUGUUUAGGUUACUAUUGUGAACAAAAAUGUUGCGAUAUCUUUUUUUUCUGUCAACUUGCGCGAAAAUAAUGUUUUCUUUGUUUUGUGUCCAACAAAAAAAAGGUUGUACUUUCACAUAUAUAUAUAAUAUACCUAUGUCCAAUCUGAUUUGUGCUUUGACAUACAUAUAUCUAUGUUACUUCUCAUAUUUUGAUUCGACAUAUAUUCAUUUUAAAAUUAAUUUAUGUAUAAAUUGAGAUUAGAAUAAUAUACAAUUAUUAUACAUAUGGAUACAACAAAACCUCGUAUUAAUAAAUCAGUUUAAAACAGAGAAAUAAAUCAUUAUGAUGAAUACAUCUGACAGCGACAUACUUAUUAUUUUUGAUUUCUCAAAUUAUUGUUUGUAUUUUAAAAAAUA
Messenger RNA from Linepithema humile (Argentine ant), 2981 nucleotides. RefSeq names its product sentrin-specific protease 1-like. Lineage: Eukaryota; Metazoa; Arthropoda; Insecta; Hymenoptera; Formicidae. The record is from RefSeq and is a predicted model, not a curated record. Gene Ontology annotation, cellular component: nucleus. Gene Ontology annotation, molecular function: deSUMOylase activity. Gene Ontology annotation, biological process: proteolysis; protein desumoylation.